CACAGCAAUGGAAGAAGAGGACUCGCCAGCGGUUGAUAAAAGAUUUUAUUUCAUAGAGCAAUAUGUCCUAAAGACAAUGAAGCUAAAACCCGAUCGCUGGCACAAAUGUCUGUCCGUCGAGGAGCAGAAACAAGUUAUCCAAGACUUUCUGGACAAAUCUGACAACACAACCCUUGUUGUGUCCCUAAAUGCCGCCGGCCAGUUGAUACCAACUUUCGGAUUUGCAGGGUAUUCAAAAAACAAAUCCGUUUACUUCAUCAAACGGAACCAGGGGGCUCUUUCUUCGGACACAAUGCAAACAGACCUGCUCUACGGAGACAUGUCCCCCUCGCCCCUGGAACAGUUCUCAGCUUUCGUAGAAGAGGUCGCAGCGCCGGUGCUGCUGAACGCGAGGAACCACUCCGAGUGGCCGCACGUGGUGUCUCAGGACGUAAAGCGACACGUGCAGGCCCUGAAGAACAGCGUGUUUGUGGUGGCGGGACAAGUCAAGGGCAAGACUCUGCUUCCUCUCCCCCCGGGAUCAGAGAGAUUAGAACAAACUGCCCUGGAGAGCGAAAAGAGAGAAGAUCUGCUGGAUAAGAGCGUCAUUCAUGUCAUCGAAUCGAUGGUGAUUGAGUGGAGUCAUCAGAUUCACGAGGUUCUGAAGAGGGACUCGUCUGAGCCCCUCCUGCUAGGGAUAAAUCCCACCCCACACAUGGAGCUGAACUUCUGGAAAAACAGAUAUGCUGACCUUGAGUGUAUACAUGAGCAAUUUAAGUCACCUAAAGUGGCCAGGAUGGCAGAGCUUCUGGAUACAAUGGACAGCAGUUAUUAUCCUGCAUUUAGAAACAUGCUUCAGGAUGUCAUGUGUGCUCUCGAGGAGGCCAGGGACAUCAAUACCUUCUUGAAGCCUUUGCAGCGACUUACAGAAGAUCUGGAGAACAUAGAGUUCAGUGAGGUGAAAGGACGGAUUGCCCCUCUCAUGCACAUGGUGUGCCUUGUGUGGUCCAAUUCCAAGUUCUACAACACACCAGCCCGACUGAUUGUGCUGCUAUGUGAGUUCUGCAACCUCUUCAUUCAGCAGGCGCAGAGCCAUCUCAACCCAGAAGACAUCCUGAAAGGUGACAUAGUGGAGAGUCUCGCUCGUGUGCAGAUGACACUGGAUGUGCUCACACACUUCAAGAGAACCUUUGAGGACAGAAAGAACAAUCUGAGUCAGUACCAAAGGAAGGGGUUGGAGGUUAAACCAUGGAGCUUCUCCCCUUGCAUGGUGUUUGCACGGCUGGACCGCUUUGUGGAAAGACUAAAGAUAAUUGAAGCCUUCUUACUGACUGUGGUUGAUCUGAUGAAACUGGAGAAGGUGGAAUUUGGAGGUGUUCGUGGGAGAUCACUCAGCCAGCAGGUCCUGUUGCUGUACGAAGAGUUCCUGGAACAAUAUAAAACACUCACUGAGAAGUCUUACGACUGCCUUGACGUGUGCAACUUGGAGUUUGAGGCAGACAUGGGUGAGUUUAAGUGUAAAGUGGAAGACAUGGAUCGGUGCCUCGGUGCAAUUUUUUGCCAGGCCUUUGAUGAUGCUUCAGGCCUGGAGUAUGCCUUCAAGGUGCUGGACAUGUUUGGGAGUUUGCUGGAGCGUCCCCUGAUAGAUGCCGAUGCUCAGAAAAAAUACCCUGUCCUGAUCAACAUGUUUGACAAGGAGCUUGACUGCUGCAUGGCACUCUAUAAAAAACGUGUGCAGACCGAGGAGGAGCUGGGCUACUUCCCCGUCAGUAAGAACAUGCCCACUGUAGCAGGCGGUCUGAAGUGGGCCCAGCAGCUGCAGCAGCGUAUGCAGAUUCCCUACAGCAACUUCAGAAACAUUCCCCAUCUAUGUAUGGAAUCAACAGCUGGAAAAAAUGUCACGCGGAAGUUCAACGAAAUAACGCAGCUGCUCAAGCAAUACUCCUCUAAGCUUUAUGAUAGAUGGACUGAUUCAGUGAGUGAGAAGUCCCAGUAUAAUCUCAGUCAGCCCCUGAUAUCUAGAGACCCGGCCUCCAGACACAUCAGCGUCAACUUCAGCCCACAGCUGGUGUCUGUGCUCCGAGAGGUUCAGUACUUGGAUAGACAACCAGAGGAUAUCCCAGAUAUAGCAGCUGAUAUUUACACUAACAAGGAGCUUCUUCGGCAGUAUGUGGCCAACCUGGAGCUUAUGGUGCAGUGGUACAACAAGGUGAUUGGUACGGUGCUGGAGGUGGAGUUUCCACUCAUUCAAAGUCAGUUGAGGAAUAUUGAUGUCCAGCUCAAAGAAGCUGAGGAGUCAAUCAACUGGACAAGCAAAGGAAUAUGGGAGUACAUUCAGAGUGCAUGUGAGACAGUGCACGAUCUUGAGAGGCGACUGCAGAGAACCAAAGACAAUGUGGAAGAGAUCCAGAACACCAUGAAGACAUGGGCUAAUCCAAUCUUUGGGAGGAAGGAGGAAAAGAAAGAUAGUCUCCUCAACCUGGAGGACAAGCUGGAGUGCCUGGAGAAAGCCCAGGGCCAGAUCCGUACCUCUGGAGCCAAGAUCCAUUUGUUACUGAAGGAGAACUUGUCACUUUUUAAAGCUGAACCAUCUUCACCUGAGUGGAGGUCAUAUGUAGAAUACAUUGACGAAAUGGUCAUAGAUGGUUUCUUCAACAGCAUUGACAGCUCCCUCAAGUUCUUCUUGGACAAUACCGAAGAGAAGCCUGGUGUGGCUCCACUCUUUGAAGCCCAGUUAGACCUCCAGGUUCCAGAUAUGGUCUUCUAUCCUCCUCUGGAGUUUGGUGCCGCCAAUGGCUUCUAUGACCUGGUGGAGAGUCUCAUCAAUGAUAUCUACACUAUCUCCUCUCUGGUACCGCGAUUGGCUGAGGACAGUGGCUUCCUACACUACCAGGCUGAUAUGGAGGACAUGGUGGAUCUCGCUGACAUGCGCCAGCUCCUGAUGGUGCGUGUGGAGAGGGUCAUGGCCAAGUGCUGGGAGUACCGUGACGGGUUCGAACGCUAUGCCUACCUCUACGUGGACGACAGGAAGGAGUUUAUGCGUCAGUUCUUGCUGUAUGGACACGUCCUCACGAGUGACGAGAUUGAGGCCCAUGCCGAGGACGGCGUCCCGGAAAGCCCUCCGACCCUGGAGCGCUUCCGGGAGCAGGUGGACACGUACGAGAGGGUAUACGAGGAAGUGCAGAAGCUGGAGCCCGUACAAGUGUUUGACGGUUGGAUGAGGGUGGAUGCGCGAGCCUUUAAAAGCACUCUACUCAACAUCAUAAAGAAGUGGAGCCUUAUGUUCAAACAGCACCUGAUUGACCACGUAACACACAGUUUGUCGGAUCUGGAAGAGUUUAUUAAGGUCACUGAGACUGGCCUCAGCAGGAAGGUGGAGGAGGGAGAUUACAACGGUCUGGUGGAGGUCAUGGGUCACUUAAUGGCUGUCAAAGAGAGACAGAACUCCACUGAUGAGAUGUUUGAACCCGUGCAGAACACCAUCGUCCUGCUGAAGACAUAUGAGCAAGAACUGCCAGACAUCGUGUACAAACAGAUAGAGGAGCUUCCAGAGAAAUGGGCCAACACGAAGAAGCAAGCUGGGGUGGUGAAACAGCAGAUGGCACCUCUGCAGGCCAGCGAGGUGGCGAACCUGCGGCGGAAAUGCGCAGUGUUCGACGUGGAGCAGCAUGCCUUCCGUGAGAAGUUCCGCACUGAGGAGCCUUUCAGGUUUGACAGUGUAAAUCCCUAUCAAAUGCUGGACAACGCCAACAAACAGAUUCAGGAGAAAGAGUCCAUCAUGGCUGGACUUAUUGAGUCAGCCAGCCUGUUUGAAGUCAGCAUUCCUGACUACAAACAACUCAAACAGUGUCGCAAAGAGGUCUCCAUUCUCAAAGAGUUGUGGGACCUCAUCAUGGUUGUGCAGUUUAGUCUGGACGCCUGGCAGACCACCCCAUGGCUGGACAUCAAUGUGGAGGACAUGGAGCUGGAGUGCAAGCGCUUUUCUAAAGAGCUCCGGGCGCUGGACAAAGAGGCCCGGGCAUGGGAUGCGUACGGUGGCCUGGAUGGCACCGUGAAAAACACCCUGACUUCCCUCAGAGCCGUGGCCGAGCUCCAGAACCCGGCCAUCCGACCCAGGCACUGGCAGCAGCUGAUGCAAGCCACGGGGGUCCGCUUCACCAUGAACCGGGACACCACGCUGGCCGACCUGCUGAGCCUCAACCUGCACUGCUUCGAGGACGAGGUGAGGGCCAUCGUGGACCGAGCGGUGAAGGAGAUGAGCAUGGAGAAAGUCCUGACAGAGCUGGACACCACCUGGACAGGCAUGGCGUUCACGUACGAAGCUCACCUGCGCACAGGUGUGCCCCUGCUCAAGUCAGACGAGGACCUGAUCGAAACCCUGGAGGACAACCAGGUGCAGCUGCAGAACCUCAUGACAUCCAAGCACAUCGCCUUCUUCCUAGAGGAGGUGUCGUCAUGGCAGCGCCGGCUCUCGGUGGCCGACUCCGUGAUCUCAAUCUGGUUUGAGGUGCAGAGGACCUGGUCACAUCUGGAGAGCAUUUUCAUUGGGUCAGAGGACAUCCGUUCACAAUUACCAGAGGAUUCCAAACGCUUUGAAGGAAUUGAUAUAGAUUUCAAAGAACUGGCUUAUGACACUCAUAAAACGCCGAAUGUUGUGGAGGCCACCAAUAAACCAGGGCUCUACAGCAGACUGGAGGGCAUUCAGAACAGGCUGGCUCUGUGUGAGAAGGCCCUGGCUGAGUAUCUGGACACCAAGCGACUGGCCUUCCCUAGAUUCUACUUCAUCUCCUCCGCUGACCUGCUGGAUAUUCUGUCCAGUGGCACUGACCCACAGCAGGUUCAAAGGCAUCUGUCCAAGUUGUUUGACAACACAGCGAAGAUGAAGUUUGAAUCUGAUGCUGAUGGCCAGCCAACCAAAACAGGCCUGGGCAUGUUUAGUAAGGAGGAGGAGUAUGUGGCCUUCAGCAGGCCCUGCGAUUGUACCGGCCAGGUUGAAUUGUGGCUGAAUAGAGUUCUGGACACAAUGAGGUCUACUGUGCGGGACGAGAUGACGGAGGCGGUGGUAGCUUAUGAAGAAAAGCCCAGGGAACAGUGGCUGUUUGACUACCCAGCACAGGUUGCACUCACCUGUACUCAGAUCUGGUGGACCACCGAUGUGGGCAUGGCUUUCUCUAGGCUAGAGGAAGGCUAUGAGAAUGCUAUGAAGGAAUACUAUAAGAAACAAGUGAGCCAGCUCAACACCCUCAUCACCAUGCUGAUUGGUCAGCUAAGCCCGGGGGACAGACAGAAAGUCAUGACCAUCUGCACCAUAGACGUCCAUGCCAGGGACGUGGUGGCAAAGAUCAUCGCUCAGAAGGUGGAGAACUCGCAGGCCUUCGUGUGGCUGUCUCAGCUCCGUCACCGCUGGGAUGAGCGCGAGAGGCACUGCUUCGCUAACAUCUGCGACGCCCAGUUCCUCUACUCCUACGAGUACCUGGGCAACACACCACGCCUCGUCAUCACGCCGCUCACGGACAGAUGCUACAUCACGCUGACGCAAUCGCUGCACCUCACCAUGAGCGGGGCUCCGGCCGGCCCUGCUGGCACGGGGAAAACUGAGACUACCAAGGAUCUGGGCAGAGCCUUGGGCAUCAUGGUCUACGUAUUCAACUGCUCGGAGCAGAUGGACUACAAGUCCUGCGGGAACAUCUACAAAGGUCUGGCCCAAACCGGUGCCUGGGGCUGUUUCGAUGAAUUUAAUCGGAUCGCGGUGGAGGUGCUGUCCGUGGUUGCCGUACAGGUGAAAAGUAUCCAAGAUGCCAUUCGAGACAAGAAGAGCCAGUUUAACUUCAUGGGAGAGGAGGUGAAACUGGUCCCUUCCGUGGGGAUCUUCAUCACAAUGAACCCGGGCUACGCUGGCAGGACAGAACUGCCUGAAAACCUCAAAGCUCUUUUUCGGCCUUGUGCCAUGGUGGUGCCAGACUUCGAGCUCAUCUGUGAAAUCAUGCUGGUGGCCGAGGGCUUCAUCGAGGCCAGACUGCUGGCCAGAAAAUUCAUCACUCUCUACCAGCUCUGUAAAGAGCUUCUAUCCAAACAGGACCACUAUGACUGGGGUCUGCGGGCCAUAAAGUCUGUGCUGGUGGUGGCUGGCUCUCUGAAGAGAGGGGAUCCGGGCCGACCCGAGGAUCAGGUGCUGAUGAGGGCCCUGCGUGACUUCAACGUGCCCAAGAUCGUGACUGACGACAUGCCUGUCUUCAUGGGCCUCAUCGGGGACUUGUUCCCGGCACUGGACGUCCCGCGCAAGAGGGAUCUGGACUUCGAGCAGUCUGUCAGGAGGUCCGUGCUGGACCUCAAACUGCAAGCGGAAGACAAUUUUGUGUUGAAGGUGGUCCAGCUAGAGGAGCUGCUCGCUGUGCGACACUCCGUCUUUGUGGUGGGCAACGCUGGCACGGGCAAGUCCCAGGUGCUCAAAUCACUCCACAAGACCUACCAGAACAUGAAGCGCAGGCCUGUGUGGGCUGACCUCAAUCCCAAAGCUGUCACCAACGACGAGCUCUUCGGCAUCAUAAACCCAGCCACCCGAGAAUGGAAAGACGGGCUUUUUUCUAAUAUCAUGCGGGAGUUGGCCAACAUCACCCAUACAGGGCCCAAGUGGAUUGUGCUGGAUGGUGAUAUUGAUCCGAUGUGGAUCGAGUCUUUGAACACAGUAAUGGAUGAUAACAAGGUGCUGACUCUGGCCAGUAAUGAGAGAAUUCCUCUCAACCCCACGAUGAGGCUAGUGUUUGAGAUCAGCCACCUCCGCACCGCGACUCCGGCGACGGUCUCCAGAGCUGGUAUAUUAUACAUCAACCCGGCAGAUUUAGGCUGGAAUCCGCCUGUGUCGAGUUGGAUUGAUGGGAGAGAAAUCCAUUCAGAGAAAGCCAAUCUGACUAUUUUGUUUGACAAGUACAUCCCAACUUGUCUCGACACUCUCAGGUCAAGAUUCAAGAAGAUCAUACUGAUCCCAGAACAGAGCGUGGUGCAGAUGCUCUGUCACCUCUUGGAGUGUCUGCUGACCCCAGAACACACUCCCCCAGACUGCAACAAAGAGCUGUACGAGCUCUAUUUCGUCUUCGCCGCCAUCUGGGCCUUCGGAGGAGCUCUGUGCCAGGAUCAGCUGGUGGAUUACAGGGUGGAGUUCAGUAAGUGGUGGGUCACUGAGUUCAAAACCAUCAAGUUCCCCUCUCAAGGCACUGUGUUCGACUACUACAUCGACCCCGAGUCUAAGAGGUUUGAGCCAUGGUCUAAAAUGGUGCCUAAAUUUGAGAUGGACCCAAACAUACCUCUUCAGGCAUGCCUGGUGCAUACCACAGAGACCAUUCGGGUGAGCUACUUCAUGGACCGCCUGCUGGACAGGAGACGUCCAGUCAUGCUGGUGGGGAACGCUGGCACUGGCAAAUCUGUCCUAGUGGCAAGCAAGCUUGCCUCCCUGGACCCGGAGAAGUACACCAUCAAAAACGUCCCCUUCAACUACUACACCACAUCAGCCAUGCUGCAGGCCAUUCUGGAGAAGCCUCUGGAGAAGAAAGCGGGCAGGAACUACGGUCCUCCUGGAAGCAAGAGGCUCGUCUACUUUAUAGACGACAUGAACAUGCCCGAGGUGGACGCCUACGGCACAGUCCAGCCCCACACCCUCAUCCGCCAGCACAUGGACUACAUGCACUGGUAUGAUAGGACUAAGCUGCAGCUAAAGGAGAUCCACAGUGUGCAGUACGUGUCCUGCAUGAACCCCACCGCUGGCAGCUUUACUAUUAACUCACGCCUGCAGAGACACUUCUCCGUGUUUGCGCUGUCGUUCCCCGGGGCAGACGCCCUAAGCACCAUUUACUGCAGCAUUCUGGGCCAGCACCUGGGCGGGGAGGGGUUUGGCAUGCCGCUGCAGAGGAGCGUGCCCCAGCUCGUCCAACUUGCACUGGCCUUCCACCAGCGCGUGGCUGCCACGUUCCUGCCCACUGCUGUCAAGUUCCACUAUGUCUUCAAUCUGCGCGACCUCUCCAGCAUUUUCCAGGGCAUUCUCUUCUGCAAAAGUGAGUGCUUGAAGACCCCCGAGGACCUGGUGAAGGUAUAUCUCCACGAGUCUAACCGCGUUUACCGAGACAAGAUGGUAGAAGACAAGGACUUUGCUGCCUUUGACAAGCUGCAGUCGGAAACAGUAGGGAACCUUUCCAAGGUUAUAGAGGAGGCCCUGGAGGAGGCCAAGGUGAUGAAUAUGUACUGCCACUUUGCCCUGGGCAUCAGCGAGCCCAGAUACAUGCCCGUGCAGUCCUGGGACAGCCUGAACAAAACCCUCCUGGAGGCUCUCAACAGUUACAACGAAGUCAACGCCGCUCUCAAUCUCGUCCUCUUCGAGGAUGCCAUGGCCCAUAUCUGUCGGAUCAACCGCAUCCUGGAGUCUCCCCGGGGGAACGCCCUGUUGGUCGGGGUGGGCGGGAGUGGUAAGCAGAGUCUGACGCGCCUGGCAGCCUUCAUCAGCUCUCUAGAGGUCUUCCAGAUCACGCUGAAGAAAGGAUACGGCAUUGCGGACCUUAAGAGCGAUUUGGGCACGCUGUACAUCAAAGCCGGGGUAAAGAAUGUUGGCACGGUCUUCCUCAUGACAGAUGCCCAGGUCGCAGAUGAGAAGUUCCUUGUGUUAGUGAACGACCUUUUGGCAUCUGGUGAGAUCCCAGACCUGUUCCCUGACGACGAGGUGGAGAACAUCAUCGGCGGUGUGAGAAACGAAGUGCGUGCCCUCGGCCUCCUGGACAGCAGGGAAAACUGCUGGAAGUUCUUCAUCGAUCGCGUCCGCCGCCAACUCAAGGUGGCCCUGUGCUUCUCCCCUGUGGGCAGCAGGCUGCGGGUGCGCGGCAGGAAGUUCCCAGCCUUGGUCAACUGCACGGCCAUCAACUGGUUCCACGAGUGGCCGCAGGAGGCCCUGGAGUCGGUCAGCCUGAGGUUCUUGCACGAGGUUGAGCACAUCGAGCCAGAAAUAAAGGAGUCAGUGAGUAAGUUUAUGGCUUACGUCCAUGUCAGCGUAAACAAGACCUCAAAGGACUACCUGGCCAACGAGAGGCGAUACAACUACACAACACCCAAGUCCUUUCUGGAACAGAUCAAGCUGUACAGGAACCUGCUGGCCCUCAAGAGGAAGGACCUCACCACUAAGAUGGAGCGGCUUGAAAACGGCUUGCAGAAGCUCAACAGCGCGACCGCUCAGGUGGAUGACCUGAAGGCCAAGCUGGCAGCCCAGGAGGUGAACCUGAAGCAGAAGACGGCGGAUGCGGACAAGCUGAUCCAGGUGGUGGGCGUGGAGGCGGAGAAAGUGAGCCGGGAGAAGGCCGUGGCUGACGAGGAGGAGCAGAAGGUGGCCAGCAUCGCCGAGGUGGUGAGCAGGAAGCAGAAGGACUGCGAGGAGGACCUGGCCAAGGCAGAACCCGCCCUCCUAGCAGCUCAGGAGGCACUCAACACGCUCAACAAGAACAACCUGACAGAGCUGAAGUCUUUUGGCGCUCCCGUGACCGCUGUCACCAAUGUAACGGCUGCUGUCAUGGUCCUCACUGCCGCCAGCGGCCAAGUUCCAAAGGACCGAAGCUGGAAAGCGGCCAAGGUGAUGAUGGCCAAGGUGGACACCUUCCUGGACUCGCUGAUCAGCUUCAACAAGGAGGACAUCCACAAGAACAGCCUGAAAGCUGUCCAGCCUUACCUCCAGGACCCAGAGUUCAAGCCCGAGCUGGUGGCCGCCAAGUCCAACGCGGCGGCGGGCCUCUGCUCUUGGGUCAUUAACAUUGUGAAGUUUUAUGAGGUCUACUGUGAAGUGGAACCCAAGAGGCAAGCCCUCAACAAGGCCAAUGCUGAGCUGGCCUCCGCCCAGGAAAAGCUCUCCAUCAUCAAGGCGAAAAUCAAUCACCUUAAUGAGAACCUGGCCACACUGACAGCUAAGUUUGAGAGAGCCACCGCAGACAAGCUGAGGUGCCAGCAUGAGGCUGAGUCCACAGCACGCACAAUCUCCCUCGCCAACGCACUGGUUGGUGGUCUGGCAUCUGAGAAUGUCCGAUGGGCUGAGACUGUGGCAAACUUCAGGCAUCAGGAGAGGACCCUGUGUGGGGAUGUUCUUCUCAUCACCGCCUUCGUCUCUUAUCUGGGCUUCUUCACCAAGCGUUACCGCCAUGAGCUAAUGGACAAUACCUGGAAGCCCUAUCUCAGCCAGCUUACGGUUCCCAUCCCAGUCACCCCUGGGCUGGACCCCCUGGCCAUGCUGAUGGACGAUGCGGACCUCGCCACCUGGCAAAACGAGGGGCUGCCGGCUGACAGGAUGUCCACUGAGAACGCCACGAUCCUCACCAGCUGUGAGCGCUGGCCACUCAUGGUGGACCCACAGCUCCAGGGGAUUAAGUGGAUCAAAAACAAAUACACUGAUGACCUGUGGGUCAUCAGGAUUGGCCAGAAAGGCUAUCUGGACUCCAUUGAGAGAGCCUUAUCAGCAGGUCAGGUGGUACUUAUCGAGAACCUAGAGGAGACUGUGGAUCCAGUGCUUGGGCCCCUGCUUGGUCGAGAAACAAUCAAGAAGGGACGCUACAUAAAGAUUGGUGACAAGGAAUGCGAGUACCACCCGGGGUUCCGCCUCAUCCUGCACACCAAGCUGGCCAACCCGCACUACCAGCCGGAGCUGCAAGCCCAGUGCACGCUCAUCAACUUCACUGUGACACGCGAUGGCCUGGAAGACCAGCUCCUGGCGGCCGUGGUCAGCAUGGAGAGACCAGACCUGGAGGAGCUCAAGUCGGGCCUCACAAAGCAACAGAAUGGGUUCAAGAUCACGCUGAAGACCCUGGAAGACAGCAUCUUAUCUCGCCUGUCUUCAGCUUCCGGGAACUUCCUAGGAGACACGGAAUUGGUGGAAAAUCUGGAAAUAACCAAACGCACAGCUGCAGAAAUCGAGGAGAAGGUGAAGGAGGCGAAGGUGACGGAGGCCCAGAUCAACGAGGCGCGAGAGCAUUACCGACCAGCAGCCUCCCGCGCAUCUCUCCUCUACUUCAUCAUGAACGACCUCAAUAAAAUCCACCCCAUGUACCAGUUCAGUCUCAAGGCUUUCAGUGUGGUAUUCCAGAAUGCUGUGUUGAAGGCAGCACCAGACGAGGCCUUGAAACAGAGAGUGCUAAACUUGACUGACAGCAUCACUUCCUCCGUGUUCCAGUACACCACCCGUGGGCUCUUUGAACGUGACAAACUCACAUACACUGCCCAGCUCACCUUCCAGAUUUUACAGAUGAAUAAAGAGAUCAAUGCGAGUGAGCUGGACUUUUUGCUGAGGUAUCCUGUACAGCCUGGCGUGUCGUCACCUGUAGAUUUCUUGUCUAAUCAUUCUUGGGGAGGCAUCAAGGCACUUUGUGUUAUGGAGGAGUUUCAAAACCUGGACCGGGACAUCAAGGGCUCGGCAAAGCGCUGGAAGAAUUUUGUGGAAUCCGAGUGUCCAGAGAAGGAGAAGUUCCCUCAGGAUUGGAAGAACAAGAACUCCCUGCAGAGACUGUGCAUGAUGCGUGCCUUACGACCUGAUCGGAUGACCUACGCCAUCAGAGACUUUGUGGAGGAAAAGCUAGGCAGUAAAUACGUGAUGGGCCGUGCCGUGGACUUCGCAGUCUCCUUCAAAGAAUCAGGAGCAGCCACGCCCAUGUUCUUCAUCCUCUCACCCGGAGUUGACCCCCUGAAGGACGUGGAAAAACACGGUCGGAAGCUGGGAUACACGUUCGACAACCGAAACUUCCACAAUGUGUCGCUGGGCCAAGGGCAGGAGCUGGUGGCAGAGCGAGUAUUGGACCUGGCAGCUCGUGAGGGCCACUGGGUGAUAUUACAGAACAUUCACCUGGUGGCCAAGUGGCUGGGCACCCUGGAGAAGAAGCUGGAGCAGCACGGCGACGGGAGCCACCGCGACUUCCGGGUCUUCAUCAGCGCCGAGCCCUCCUCGUCGCCCGAGGGCCACAACAUUCCUCAGGGAAUCCUCGAGAACUCCAUCAAGAUCACCAACGAGCCACCUUUGGGCAUGCUUGCGAACCUGCACAAAGCACUGGACAACUUCAACCAGGACACCCUGGAGAUGUGCGCCCGCGAGAGCGAGUUCAAAAGCAUCCUGUUCGCCCUGUGCUACUUCCAUGCGGUGGUUGCAGAGAGGCGCAAAUUCGGCCCCCAGGGCUGGAACAGGAGCUACCCCUUCAACACAGGCGACCUCACUAUCUCAGUCAACGUCCUCUACAACUACUUGGAGGCCAACAGUAAGGUGCCAUACGAUGACCUGCGCUACCUCUUCGGCGAGAUCAUGUACGGCGGCCACAUCACGGACGACUGGGAUCGCAGACUCUGCCGCGCCUACCUGGAGGAGUUUGUGCGGCCUGAGAUGAUGGACGGAGAGCUGUACCUGGCUCCGGGUUUCCCUCUGCCAGGGAACAUGGAUUAUAAUGGCUAUCACCAGUACAUAGAUGAGGCGCUGCCUGCCGAGUCACCCUAUCUGUACGGCCUGCACCCCAACGCCGAGAUCGGCUUUCUCACGCAGACUUCAGACAAGCUCUUCCGCACCGUGCUGGAGAUGCAGCCCAGAGACAGGGGCUCUGGCACCGGCAGCGGCACCUCGCGAGACGAGAAGGUGAAAGCCGUCCUGGACGAGAUCCUCGAGAAGCUUCCGGAUGACUUUAACAUGGUGGAGCUGAUGGGGAAGGUGGAGGAGAGGAGCCCCUAUGUGGUGGUGGCCCUCCAGGAGUGCGAGCGCAUGAACAUCCUCACCCAGGAGAUCAAACGCUCGCUUAAGGAGCUUAGCCUGGGCCUAAAGGGUGAGCUGACCAUGACCAGUGACAUGGAGAACCUGCAAGGCUCCAUCUACCUGGACCAGGUGCCCGAGGCGUGGACCAAGCGGGCCUACCCGUCCACGUGCGCCCUGGCGCUGUGGUUCACUGACUUGCUGGUGCGCGUGCGCGAACUGGAGGCCUGGAGCUCGGACUUCAGCCUGCCACCGGCCGUGUGGCUGGCCGGCUUCUUCAACCCACAGUCCUUCCUCACGGCCAUCAUGCAGGCGACGGCGCGGCGGAACGAGUGGCCACUGGACCGCAUGGGCCUGCAGUGCGACGUCACCAAGAAGAGCCGCGAGGAGUUCAGCUCGCCGCCGCGCGAGGGGGCAUACGUGCACGGCCUCUUCAUGGAGGGUGCCCGCUGGGACACGCAGGCAGGAGUGAUGGUGGACGCCCGUCUGAAAGAGCUCACCCCCGCCGUCCCGGUUAUCUUCAUCAAAGCCGUUCCCGCAGACAAACAGGAGACCCGCAACGUCUACCAGUGUCCUGUCUACAAGACCAGGCAGAGGGGACCUACGUAUGUGUGGACAUUCAACCUGAAGACCAAAGAGAGUCCCUCCAAAUGGACGCUGGCAGGCGUAGCACUGCUUCUUCAGAUAUAAAACACGAGAGGGAAUGACCAUCACCAUGACGACUCCGCUGAAGACAUGAAGACGCCACUGCACUGCGUGUGCACCCUCGCCAGAAAUCUGACUUUACACUUUUAUGUAGAUGUUCUAUAUUUUUAAUCGGAAUGUAUACCUCUUAUAUGUCGGUGUGAUGGGAUAAUUGAUUAAAAUGUUAAUACAAAAUGCCAAAUCUUCAUAUACAGGUCAAGUUUGUAAAGUAGAACAUCAAUGCAAGGGUGUGUAGGCUUGCGCAGAAGGGCUUUGUUGUAGCUGGAUGCCAAAUACAUCAACUGGGUAGAUACUUUGGUGAAUGUUUCAGAAUGUUUCCAUGACUACCUAAUGGUUUAAUAAAUGCCAACUUUGUUGCACUUCAGUAGUCUUCACA
Messenger RNA from Electrophorus electricus (electric eel), 13796 nucleotides. RefSeq names its product dynein, axonemal, heavy chain 9 (gene dnah9). Gene Ontology annotation, cellular component: dynein complex. NCBI's taxonomy places the organism in Eukaryota, Metazoa, Chordata, Actinopteri, Gymnotiformes, Gymnotidae. Gene Ontology annotation, biological process: microtubule-based movement. Gene Ontology annotation, molecular function: dynein light intermediate chain binding; minus-end-directed microtubule motor activity; dynein intermediate chain binding. The record is from RefSeq and is a predicted model, not a curated record.